AUGGCCAACGAGAAUAAAGCUAGUAGCGCGGGAGGUUCGCGUGUAGCGACGAACUUUGGUACGUUCGACAAUUACGUCGCGAACGACGAUUUCGAAGUGUAUGAGGAAAGAUUGAACCAACAUUUCCUUCUUCAUGAUAUCCCGGAUAACAGAAAAGUACCAUUUCUACUGACACAUGUGGGAAUGGAUACGUACGCCAUUUUGAAAAAGCUGUUGCAGCCAGAUAGUCCAAGUACGAAAACGUACGACGAAUUAGUAUCGACGCUGAAAAAACAUUUUAAACCAGAAGUGAAUAAAGUGUCCGAACGUUAUCGAUUUCACCAGGCAGAUCAGAAAGCUGGUCAAUCGGUCACGGAAUACGUAGUGGAACUGAAAGCACUCGCCGAAAAGUGUUACUAUGGUGACUUCUUGACAGAGGCACUUCGUGAUAGAUUUGUGUUCGGAAUCUACGAUGGCAGGCUCCGUACACACCUGCUGAAGCAAAAAGACGUUACGUUCGACAAGGCAGUUGAAGAAGCCUUGACGUGGGAAUUAGCCGAAAAGGACAAUAAAGUACGCGAAAAUGUGCUGAGUGCCCACGUGGUUAGAUCGAACAAACAGUUUCGUGAAAGAAGUAGAAGUCGACCGAAAUAUGUUGGACAGAAAAGUCUGAAGAGAAAAACGUGUGAUAAAUGCGGUCGCGAUCACGAUCAUGGGAAGUGUCCAGCAAGGAAAUGGAAGUGCUAUGGAUGUGGCAAACAAGGUCACGCGGCGAACAUGUGUUACUCGAAGAGUUCCAGGUUAGGUCGAGGCUCCAGUCAAGAGUCCAGAAGAAACCAAACCGUUGGAGUAGUUGGUGCCGGAGAUGAGUUGGCGACGGAGAUCGCUAGUUUACGCAUGCAGCUGAAUGCAGUUAACGAUGGAAUAGCGGCCAGGUUGGAGCGAAGCAUGGUGAUAACGGAGACGCUGUUCGUGGAAGGUCAUCCAGUAGUAUUUGAAGUUGAUAGUGGGGUUUGUGCUACAGUGAUUAGUGAUAACCUAUAUCGGAAGCAAUUUUCUCAUUUACCGAUUUUUAAAAUAGAAAAUGAUUUUUCGACUGUAACGGGUCAGGGAAUAAAAAUUAUCGGUGGAAUCAGUGCACAAGUGUCCAAGGAUAGGUGUGGCGCAGAUAAAAAAUUAGUGCUUGUGGUGAUCGAAAGUGAAAAAUCUUUCAGACCACUUCUAGGUCGCACGUGGAUGGACGUACUAUGGCCAUGCUGGAGAGAAGCGUUUCAGGAAAAAACCGUGAGCAUGAAUUCUCUUGAAAAUUCAAUUGUCGAUUCAAUACGCAAAAUGUAUCCCCAUGUCGUAUCGUCAGACAAUACUCCCAUCCGCGAUUUUGAAGCCGAGAUAAUCAUUGAAAACAAUGUGAGUGCCAUAUUCCAUGCAGCUUAUUCUCCUCCUUUUCAACAGCGUCCAGCGAUAGAAGCUGAACUGAAUCGUCUUUGUGACGAGGAAAUUUUGAAAAGAGUGUCUCACAGCAAUUGGGCAUCUCCUAUUGUUGUGGUUCCCAAGGUCAACGGGAAGCUGCGUCUGUGUAUUGAUUGCAAAGUAACAAUCAAUCCCCAUUUACGUGGAGGCGAUCUGGCGUAG
Molecule: messenger RNA, 1611 nt
Organism: Toxorhynchites rutilus septentrionalis
Lineage: Eukaryota; Metazoa; Arthropoda; Insecta; Diptera; Culicidae
Exons: 1
Coding region: 1-1611 (536 amino acids)
Molecular function (GO): zinc ion binding; nucleic acid binding
Source: RefSeq, a predicted model, not a curated record